Messenger RNA from Trichomonas vaginalis G3, 537 nucleotides. RefSeq lists its product as uncharacterized. The transcript has a single exon. Bases 1 to 537 code for a protein of 178 amino acids. Lineage: Eukaryota; Parabasalia; Trichomonadida; Trichomonadidae. The record is from RefSeq and is a predicted model, not a curated record.
AUGAAACAAAACCAAUCACAACAAACUGCACAAGAUUUAAUUGAUUUAAUGAAUCAUAUGAAGGAGAAAAUCCAAACAGAAAUUCCUCAGUUAUUUAAUGAUUUUGACAAAAAAGCUACUGAUUAUUGUCAAAUUCUCGAAAAUCCUCCAAAAGAGUUUUAUAAAUCCGAUGAUACAUUAGUUGAAAUACAAAGGAAUAUGAGUAAUUUCAAGUAUUUUACUCAACUUUCUUUUGGAAAUGAAUUUGAUUUUUCAACAGCAAACUUAAGAAAAUUGAUUCGAAACAAAAAGAGGUUCGAAUUAAUUGUUUUUAGAGAACUUGUUGAUUCUGCAGUUGCAUUAAUGAAAGAAAACAACGAAGAUCCUCAGAUGCUUGAAGAAGUUUUCUCAUUAUCGAUUUGUGCAGAUAUUAUUGCAUUAAAUACAAAUAGAAGAAGAGAAUCAACUCAGUUCUUAUUAGAAGUAGCUAAUUUAGCUACUUCUUUACAAUGUAAAGAGUUGUUAAUAAGAUGCGCCGAAUAUGCAGAUGGCUUUUAA